Pocillopora verrucosa is the source of this 945-nucleotide messenger RNA. Its product is annotated as beta-3 adrenergic receptor-like. Lineage: Eukaryota; Metazoa; Cnidaria; Anthozoa; Scleractinia; Pocilloporidae. Gene Ontology annotation, cellular component: plasma membrane. Gene Ontology annotation, molecular function: G protein-coupled receptor activity. Gene Ontology annotation, biological process: G protein-coupled receptor signaling pathway. The record is from RefSeq and is a predicted model, not a curated record.
AAGGAUUCACGAUUUAUCGGUAAGAUGAGCUAUGGCGAUGUUUGCAAAAUCCAUAGCCAUUCACAAGACGGCCAGUCCGGCUUUAAAAACAUUGUCAUUAUAAACUGCAUUAUCAAUGCUGCGCUGCUUCUCAUAUCCAUCCUGGGCAACGGUUUGGUAUUGACUGCUGUUAUAAGGACACCUUGCAUUCGAACAACAUCGAUGAAGAUACUGUCAAAUCUGGUUUUUUCUGACUUUCUUGUGGGUCUUAUUACACAACCGCUAUAUAUUGCUAAGGAACUUACCAGAGACCGUUGCUUGGACAUCCUUUGGGACACAGUUGCAUAUUCAUUUUGCGGAGUUUCUUUGUUGAUCAUCACGGCCAUAAGUGUGGAUCGAUUUUUGGCUUUACACCUCCAUAUGCGAUACGCCGCUGUAAUGACGAAAUCGCGAAUCAAUUCAGCCAUAGCUAUCAUUUGGCUUGGAAACUUUCUAUCGUCGCUUUUCUUCUUUUGGAGCAGUUUUGCGUAUCACCUUAUGAUCGCUAUUGUGACAGGAACCUGUCUGAUAAUUUCUACAUUUUCAUAUAUCUACAUUUUUGUGGUUGUUCGGAAACAUCAGCAGCAGAUUCAUGCUCAGCUAGGCGCCAUGCAAGCGCCUUCUACGGGAACCGCCAGGGACAUGCGAAUGCUGCGUCUGAAAAAGAGCUUUGUAAACACUUUCGUUUUUUAUGUAAUCUUGGUCAUGUGCUAUCUUCCAAUGUACAUUUUAUUAACUCUCCAUGGCAUCUCACACCAGCCUUGGCCGGAAGAAUGGAACUUUGCUACAACUUUGAUAUUCAUGAAUUCGGCCAUAAAUCCAUUUCUGUAUUGCUGGCGUUUGUGCGAUCUCCGGGAAGCAGUUAUCCAGACUGUUAGGAGGUUGGUCAUUAGAGACGACAAUCAAGAGCAUGUGGUGAAUAUGUAG